Fusarium venenatum is the source of this 306-nucleotide messenger RNA. Lineage: Eukaryota; Fungi; Ascomycota; Sordariomycetes; Hypocreales; Nectriaceae. The record is from RefSeq and is a predicted model, not a curated record.
AUGGCGCACCCCCUCCUCCAUCCUGGCGAGCCUGUCAAUGGUGAGCGACGACUUGUCAAGACCGCUGUGGACAAGCCGGCAGAGGUGUUGCUUGCUGGUGGGCGAGUAAGAAACCAGAACACGAAACAGACGGACGAGAGCUGGUCGGCAGCUUUGCCCUUGAACACGCGCUAUGGUAACACCGAUUGCAGAAGCACAACAUCUGUCGCCAGUUGUGGUAAGCCUGAACCCGAUGCAUUGUACUCUCUUACACGGAAUCAUGCGACUUGGAGUUCUGGUCUAGAUUAUGAAUGUCUCGAAACGUGA